AUGCAAGGUCGUGUUCAAGCAAUCAAGCCGUUCCCCCUUCCCUGCUUUUCCAAUUACAAUGGACAAUCCGUGAGCCCAAACCGGGCAGCAUGCGCUGGUAUCCAGAGAGACUACUUUAAUCCCUGGGCGCGAACCAACAGUCCGAACGGGUACAUGAUGUGCUCUUCGGAGCCGUACAAUCAAUGCCUGCUAGAUGACAGCCACCCAGCCAAUCCGACGGCCUACACAGAUACGGCCUGUCGCCAGGGCGGCCUGCCUUCGCAUUACAUCGAGCUCCAGAGCGUCCAGGACGUGAUCGAGGCUUUCAAAUACGCCAGCUGCUCAGGAACCAAGCUUUCUAUCAAAAGCAGUGGUCAUGACUACCUCGGUCGCAGCAGUGGGAAAGAUACGCUGGCGCUAUGGACCCGCAAUCUGCGAUCGAUGAGCUACAGCCCAGAAUUCGUCCCAUCCGGCUGCAGCGCCAAAUACAACGCCAUCAUCGUCGGUGCGGGCGUCAACUUCGACGAGGCGUAUGCCUUCGCCGAAAAAAACAACGUCACGCUUGUCGGCGGCUAUUCGUCCACGGUUGGCGUCUCUGGUGGCUGGGUUCAGGGCGGCGGUCACUCCAUCUUAUCACCCGUCUACGGUCUAGGCAUUGACCGCGUCUUGCAGUAUAAGAUCGUAACCCCUGAUGGGCAGUACCGCAUUGUCAACGAGUGCCAGAGCCCUGACCUCUUCUGGGCGCUACGUGGCGGCGGCGGCGGCACCUUUGGCGUAGUCAUGGAGAGUACGCAUCGAGUUGAGCCUCAGAUGCGGCUUGUUGCAGCCAGUAUCAAGUUUCCCAAGUCGCCGACAAACGUCCUCCCGUUUCUGGACAUCGUCGUCAACCACACGCUUCAGUGGGCUGCAGAAGGUUGGGGAGGCCACAUCACGGGUAAUACCCUAGUAAAUGUAUCUCCACUACUCUCAGUCAACGAAGCCAAGCAGUCCCUAGCUGAAGUGAUUGCCUACGCAAAGUCGCAGGGCGGCACCGCCGUCGUCGAGGAUUUUCCGUCAUGGUACCCAUUCUACGAGAAAUACGUGACUACGGGCUCGGUGGGUGUUGGAGUCACCCAUUUCGUAGGUACCCGCCUUGUCCCCAAGGCUGUCUUCGAAACUGCAGCGGGCCGAAAAGACCUGAUGGGCUUUUUUGCGCUCCUUCUGGAUCAGGGCCAAUCGCCGUACAUACCGGUCGUGGGUCCCGUUCUCUACGACUACCCUGAAGGGUCUACGAGCGCUACGCCCGCCUGGCGCUCUGCUGUCUGGGAGACGGGGGUGGGUGCUACCUGGGCCUGGAAUAGUACACUGCAGGAUCGUAGGGAGAAGAUUGCCACUAUGAAAGACAUGACGGCUAUGUUUGCGCGUAUCACACCGGGGAGUGGUGCGUAUGCAAAUGAAGCGAGCCCGUUCACUGAAGAUUGGAGGGAAGCUUGGUGGGGCGAUAACUAUGAGGAGCUGGUUAUUAUUAAGAACAAGUAUGACCCUUUUGGUCUGUUGAGCUGUUGGAAGUGUGUUGGGUGGAUGGAGAGUCAGGGUGAUAGCUCUUGUUUUUCUGAAUUUGUUUGA
Messenger RNA from Aspergillus candidus, 1584 nucleotides. Its product is annotated as putative isoamyl alcohol oxidase. NCBI's taxonomy places the organism in Eukaryota, Fungi, Ascomycota, Eurotiomycetes, Eurotiales, Aspergillaceae. The record is from RefSeq and is a predicted model, not a curated record. Gene Ontology annotation, molecular function: oxidoreductase activity; FAD binding. Bases 1 to 1584 code for a protein of 527 amino acids. The transcript has a single exon.